Leucoraja erinaceus (little skate) is the source of this 4815-nucleotide messenger RNA. It is a transcript of the gene mfsd11, whose product is annotated as major facilitator superfamily domain containing 11. NCBI's taxonomy places the organism in Eukaryota, Metazoa, Chordata, Chondrichthyes, Rajiformes, Rajidae. The transcript has 13 exons. The record is from RefSeq and is a predicted model, not a curated record. The coding region runs from base 18 to 1415 and encodes 465 amino acids.
ACCACCAAGACCCAGCCAUGACGCCCGAAACAAGGAAAUUAACCAAUGUCAUCAUUCUGGGCUGCUCUUUUAUGUUCGUUUUCACUGCGUUUCAAACCUGUGGGAACAUUGAGCAAACCGUCAUCAAGAGCAUCAACAGCACACAGUUUCAUGGAAGUGGAUAUACCAGUUUGGCCAUAAUUUACACUGUGUUUUCUGCCUCCAAUCUGUUGACUCCAUCAAUUGUUGCUCUUUUGGGAUCUCAACUUUCCAUGUUCAUUUCUGGAUUAGUGUACAGUGCUUACGUUGCAGUCUUCAUUCAGCCGUACACUUGGUCCUUUUACUUGGCUUCAGUCGUCAUUGGCAUAGCAGCCGCAGUGCUAUGGACAGCACAAGGCAAUUGUUUGACAAUAAAUUCGGAUGAAAAUACAAUUGGAAGAAACAGUGGCAUAUUUUGGGCUUUGUUGCAAUUUAGUCUUUUAUUUGGAAAUCUGUAUAUAUAUUUUGCCUGGAAAGGAGAAAAGCAUAUUUCAGAUUAUAAUCGUAGGACUGUUUAUACUGCACUCACUGUGAUCAGUUUGGUGGGAAGUGUUUUCUUCAUUCUUAUAAGGAAACCCAUCUCAGAGGUUCAGUCCACAGAAAACAAUGUACCUGAUGAUGAGCAUGAACCUUUGAUUAGGUCUUUGUUAACGAUGUUAACAUUGUUUUGCAUCAUUUGCAGAACUCAAGAACAGCCAUCACAAGCAGUAGCUGCAUUCAAAAGUGCAAUCAACAUAUUUUUAACCAAGGAAAUACUGCUUCUAAGUGUUUGCAUUGCCUACACAGGGCUUGAGCUAACAUUUUUCAGUGGGGUCUACGGUACAUGCUUGGGAGCAACAAAUUAUUUUGGGGAUGAAGCAAAAAGCUUGAUUGGUUUAAGUGGCAUCUUCGUUGGUGUUGGAGAGAUUAUAGGUGGUGCAACUUUUGGAUUACUGAAUAAAUUCCUCAGCAAGUAUCUUGGCAUUGGCAGAAACCCUGUAGUUCUUCUGGGUUUAUUCUGCCAUAUUUUAGCCUACUAUCUCAUAUUCUUAAACGUGCCAAAUGAUGCACCAGUUGUUUCUGAUGUUGGGACAAAUGAAGCUGCUUAUCUAAUUCCAAGCAAAUUUAUCGCAAUAGCAUGCAGUUUCCUUCUGGGACUGGGAGACAGCUGUUUCAACACACAACUCCUCAGCCUUGUGGGAUUUAUGUAUGCCAAAGAGAGUGCUCCUGCGUUUGCUGUCUUCAAGUUUGUGCAGUCUAUCAGUGCAGCAAUCGCAUUUGGUUACAGCAAUUACCUAAUGCUUCAAUGGCAACUACUUAUCCUCUGCCUGACUGCAUUCUGCGGUACCAUCUCCUUCAUCCUCGUGGAGUGGAAUGCAAAAUCGAGUUUCACCAGCCGUGGUUAUGAUCGUAUUUGACGAAGAAACAAGCUAUUUUUGAAGAAUAUACACUUUUAGAAUAUACAUUUUUAAAUCCUAUUUUUAUUAAAUUUCACUUUUAUUGUGAUGAGCAAUUUUAAUUUACUGUGCAAAAGUUUUCAAAGCAUUUUCAAAACUAGUGUAAUUUAAGGAUUUAUCUAGAAAAAUAUAUAUAAUAAGGUCAGUGCAAUGAACAAGCUGACUGAAAGCUGGGCACUAAAGGGUUUGUACAAUAAUUUGGGCAAAGAAUUCUGCUCAAAAACCAUGCACUCUUGAAAUAUUCUGAUUGAACUAAAAUCUGAAUAUUCGGAAUUAUUUAACUACUGUACGGAAAUGCUGUUUUAAGCAUUUUCCCAGUGGCAUCCAAAAGCAUCAUUUAGAACCAAGAUUUUAUUAUUUGCCAAACAGAUAUACUACUAAAAAAGUAACAGAUUCCAUUAACAUGGAGCAAAGAAGACAUGUUUUUAUUUGUAACACAGUAAUUUGAGAUAUUUCCAGUAGUUUUUGGAUAAGGUUAAAAUUCUUUAAACUUACAGAGAAUCACUAUUUGAAAGUUCCCCUUACAUCAAAUGGUACAUCAUUCGUAUUGAUUCUUCUAAAUGUACAUCGAAAUUACUUGAAAUAUAUCUUCCCAAUUUUAUCGGUGAUUACACUAAGAUUUUUAUAAUUACUUUCAUUUGGUGUUGGUAGUUUACAUAAUAAAACAGUGUUUUAUGUCAGCUAUUUUCGACUUUGCAGAAAUAUGUCCAGUGGUCACAUUAGUGAUGCAGUAUUGUAUGGUUACUAAUUGUGAUGAGAACUGAAAUUAUUUGGCUAUAAAAUUGAUUCAUUUUGCUGUGUUUUGAUAGUUUAUUAAAAAAAAUAGCAUUUGAAACUGCUACUGAAUUUGAAGAAGCUACUGAAGUUGAAGCAAAUGAGAAGGAAUUUAAAUGCUAAUUACUGUAUUGAUAACAGCAACUGUAUUUUAUAAUAGUUAGGAUUCUAUUAAUGAGUUUUAUUUGAUUCCGUUUGAGUUUAAUUUGAUUUUUUUUUUUUUUUUUUUUUUUUUUUAAAUUGCUGCUGUUACCAAAGCAAAUCUGCAGAAUUAUUUUAAUUUCUCUAAAAGAGGAAGUAUUCUUCACUAUCCAAUGGAAUUGGAUAUGCAUGUUGCAUUUUUUUUGAUAUUUGCAGUGAUGCAGAAAAAAGCAAUAGUUGUAACUCAUUGGUAGCACUGGUGAAUCAGAUGGUGGUGGGUUCAAGUCCAUUCCAGAUGAGAUAUUAAACAGCUUUUUGUUUGUUCCUCUAACUAGAUAUAAAAUAUCCCACGUAGAAGAAGGGGAAGGCAAUCUCUUGUUGGUUAAUAUUAACUUCUUGAAGCAUCAUCACUACUUAUAAACGACCUUGUCAUUGUAAAUAAAAAGCAAACAUUUGUUAAUAUGGAAGUGGUAACAAGGUGCUUAGAGAAAAAGUUAAACCGCAGGACAGUCAGCAAUAACAUGAAACGCACAUCAUAGGUAAUGGAGAAGCUGCAGAUACAGAAUUUGUGGACUUUCUUCCAGCAUUUGAUAAGGUUACUAAACAAAAUUAAAGCCUUGGGUUUGGGAGAAGAACACUGGAGUGAACUGAGAGUUGGUUAAUGAACAGACCAUUGGAAUACCUAAGUUAUGAGUUGGCAGGCUGAAUCUUGGGGUGCUGCUGUCCCAGUGAUUUGCAAGGUAUUUCAUCGAUUUGGAUGAGGGGGACCAAGUGUAAUAUAUUCAUGUUUGCUGACACUAAUCUGAAUGGCAUUUUGUGGAAUAUGCAGAGGCUUGAGGGUGAUAUAGACAGGCUAUAUAGAACAGUACAUCACAGAAACAGACCCUUGGGGCCCCACAGUGUCCAAUGUUGAUGCCAAGUAAACUAAUCUCUGCCAUCAUGUGACCUAUAUCCCUCCAUAUUCCAGGGCCUCUCUAAAAGCUGUGAGGACAUGGCAGUCAGAUUAAAAUGUAAGAUAAUGAGGUUGUCCAUUUGGGUUUAAAAAAAAAUAUUUUUUGAUGUGACAGAUUGAAUGGUGUUGGUAUUCGGAGAGACUUGGUCACACUUGAAUGGAAAAUACAUGUGAUAUGUUCGUCUUUAUUGUCAAAGGAUUUUGUUCCAAAAAUAGAGAUGUCUUAAAUUAUAUCAGGCCCUGGUGAGACAUGCAUAUGUUGAUUAAUUUUCUGUGUUUAGUGCCUUUUCAGUUACAAUAUCCAAAAUAGAAUUUGGCCAAAUUAGAAUAUAUUUAAAUACCCUUAAAUCCCAAUAUUUCACCCAGUCUACACGAUUAUUUAACUGCAUUAGUUAUUGGAUCGUUAAAACGGAGGAACCAAAGCAUCAUUGGAACUGCUUUCUUAUGUCCUGGUUUACUGAUGUAGGUUAUCCAGCAUUAAAUUAAAAUGUCAGAUUUAUUUUUUUGCUUUGAAUUGUUCUUAUUCUUUAUUCCUUGUCAGAUGACUAAAGGGUUAACUAAAAAUAGAGAUUUUUGGGGAGCUGGGCGAGGGGUGGUGAUAUUGAAAAGAAACCAUGUUGCUUAAUCCUAUUGAUUGUAAGACUUGUCCUGAAUUUAGUUAAUUGGUGAAAUUGGUUGCAAACUUUGAUUCAAAGUGAUGAUUGGGGAUCAAAAGGGAUUUUCUGCUCUUGGGCCAAGGACACGUGGUUUGAAUUGGGCAAAUUGAUCGACAUUUUAAAAUACUGCUGCUAGUCUAAGAAUCUUUGCUGUACAAGUCAUUAAUUUAUCCAGAUACAAUAGAAAGAAAAAUGUAUGAUUCAAUCGUACAUUUUCAUCUAUUGCAAUACAACAUAGAAACAUAGAAAAUAGGUGUAGGAGGAGGCCAUUCGGCCCUUCGAGCCAGCACCGCCAUUCAUUGUGAUCGUGGCUGAUCGUCCCCUAUCAAUAACCCGUGCCUGCCUUCUCCCCAUAUCCCUUGACUCCACUACCCCUAGAGCUCUAUCUAACUCUUUCUUAAAUCCAUCCAGUGAUUUGGCUUCCACUGCCCUCGUUGUGACAUGGUCUUAAAAAAUGGUUAAUUUAUUUAUUUUGACUGUGUGAAUAAAAUAUUGAUUGAAUUUAGUUGUUACCAUAAAUUUGUUUGAAAUUAACAUGGCAUUUUAGAUGGAUUGAUAACAUGACAUAAAUUUGAUUUUAAAAUGCUAUUGUUCUAUCCAUGACUUCUACAUCAAUUGCAGACAUACUGUCCAUUGUGACAAUUUGUAUCAAAGUGUGUAAUAUUUACAAUCAUUUUAUAUAAUAGUCAUUGCACUUUAUAACUUGUUCUGAAUUCCUUAAUACUUAAUGUGCAUUCAUCUGAGUGCAAUAAAUUUGUAUCUGCAAGUCACUAAAAUAUGAGUUAUGCCAUCCUUGUCAAUUAAACAAAUUCUUGUGAGCAAUGUACUCCAAUUAAAA